CACGUCUGGUUGUUUACAAUCUAUCUGCCUAAACAUGGCCGUUGACAAACUCAGACAUGGCAGUUAGAACUUGAUAACUCUUGAUUUUUUUAAAUUUACAACUCCUAAUUUGCCAUACAAGUUACUGUGCAAAUACACUUUUAAUCGACGUUUUUACCGUGUUGCUGGUUUGGCUUUUAUCUCACCUUUCUGUGGCUCGUUAGCCGCUGAAGCUAGGUAGCGAGCUAACUUCUCCAUAGGGAACAAUGACAGCGACUUCUGCAGGUAGCAGCAGCUUCCUCCCCGCUAAAGGACUGGACAUAAGUCUGGCCGCCCUGCAGCGACAAGACCCAUACAUCAACAACAUCGUGGACGUGGCCAGUCAAGUGGCCCUGUAUACUUAUAACAACAGGGCAAAUGAGUGGGAAAAGACAGAGGUGGAAGGCACCCUCUUUAUCUACACAAGACUGGCAUCUCCCAGGCAUGGUUUCACCAUUAUGAACAGACUUAACAUGGAGAACUUGACAGAGCCGAUCACCAAAGACCUGGACUUUCAGCUCCAGCACCCCUUCCUGCUUUACCGCAAUGCGCGAUUGGCUAUCCAUGGGAUUUGGUUCUACGAUAAGGAGGACUGUCAACGCAUUGCCCAGAGGAUGAAAAUUCUGACCCAGCAGGAGCAGGCCCUGGCUCAGUCUCAGGGUGGAUGGUUGUCCCCAGGAGGGGGAGGUGUAGUCGGAGGAGUAAUCGGAGGAGUAAUCGGAGGAGUAGUCGGAGGAGUAGUCGGAGGAGUAGUCAGAGGAGGAGGAGGAGGAGGAGUUGUUGGAGGAGGAAGAAGAGGAGAAAGAGAUGCAAAGGCAGUGGACAUCAUCCAGAUGUUGACUAAAGCACGCACAGAGUAUGACAAGGGGCAGUCUACAUCAGAGCCAAAGGAGAUUGGUGGCAGCAGUGUUCUUUGUGGAAAUCCCAACCUGAUCAAACCAAUACCCGUUAAACCAAACACACAGGACAGUGAAGGUGCUGAACCUAGGCCUCUCUCUCUCGCCACUCUUUUUGGCUCCCAACAUCAACACUCAUCCAAACCUGACCCAAUGUCUCCUUUGGGUGCCCCCUCGGCGGGGCAGUCAUCGGGAAAAGUCACUCGUCCGCCUGUAGCCCGCACGUUGACAUAUGAGGAUACGGUGAACUCUAGAAGUUUGACCUCCAAGGGAGGGAACGUCACCAUGGCUGAGUGUUCAGAUAGAGGGCUCAGGGCUGUGAUUGGAGGACAAACUGUCAGGGAAGAUGGCGCUGUCGUGGGCUUACUGCCGAGUCCCACUACCACCCAACAGCAUCAGCAGCAGCAGCAGCAGCCUCAACACUGUGCAGCCAUCCAGAAGCUCAUGCAGGGACAGAGAGGGGUCUCUGGAGGAGGGGUGCUUCAGACCUUGUCCGAGUCCCCCGAGAACAGGCUGUGUGACAAUGGGGUGCCACUGGAGCAUCACCACCAUCACCAUCUGUUCCAUCAUCAUCAACAGCACCACCACCAUCAUCAUCAUCAACAGCAACAGCUUCAACCUGACCCAAUCAAGAGACUUUUCCAAACCCAGCCACCUCCUCCCUCCUUCACCUCUGCUCCUUCACUGUGUUGCCCCAACCCUCCUCCUCUGCAGCAGAUCCCCCAUCUCCCCUCCCAGCCCAUAAUGGUGGAUUCUGUGUCAUGUGCCCACCUCCAAGCGCAACAAAGCCAGCAGCUGUUUUUCAGCCUAUCUAAACCUCAACCAGAGGCACAGCACAACAGUCAGUCAGCUUCAGGUAUACAGGGAACAGGUUUGAUGCCAUCUCAGGUGGCCAAUGACCAAGUCUUUCAACUUCCACAAGGUCUGUCUUCCCAGAUGCCUGGUGUGGUGUCGCCUCAUGAGCUCCUGCAAAAGCUCCAACUGGUCCAGCAAGAGCAAAACCUGGCUUCCCAUGAUUCACCUCGACUCUGUCCAGGACUGGCUCCUCGAUUUCUGGGGCCCACUCAUGGUCAAGGUGCAGGCUUAGUCCCAAACCAAACCACAGCCACUGCAGGACAAAAGGCUGCACUGCAGUUUCAGGUCAUCUCCCCCCAGCGAAUACCAGCCACUGUGGCCCCCAACCUGCUCCUCUCUCCCAGUGUGUUCACUCAAGCAAAGGUUAGUGGCGGGCUGUCAGUUGCCCAGGGGAGUGGCGCUGCCCCCUCAACCCUGUCCAGACCCCUGCUGCAGGAGGAGAUCAGAAUCCUGUCCAGAAGCCAGUUACAAGCCACACUGCUGCAUCUGAUCCAGACUGACAGCUCAUUCCUGGACAACAUCUAUGAAGCCUACGUCAGCCGCGUUGCUAACGACUCCAGCAGCAAGUACUGAUGACUCCUCACACCCUCUGUCUAUACAUACAUCUUGUCCAGACCAUUCUUACACUUAAUAUGGAUGUACCACUUCCUCCUCCGAAAUCCCCACAGCAAUCACUCUCACUAUGCACUGUACAGCAAGUCAGCCCAGCUCAAUUCAAUCCAAACCAAGUUUCUCUGGUUGAAACAAAAAAAGCAGUUAUCAAAAAUUAUAAAUGUUUGUUUCCGUAUCAGAAAUGCACAACCCCCCCUCCUCCCAAUGACUCGUCUGAAAAAUAACUUCUUCAGACUGAGGACCGCUAUUUUUGGCACAAAUGUGGCAUAAACAUGUAGUCUUGACCUUACCUGUAUUUAAGGGACAAUGUUGCCUAUAUUCCAGUUCACUCAGUGGAGACAAUAUGCUGCAAUCUCACAGGUGUUUGAAUUUAGUUGUAACCUGCACUAUUUCCUUUUCACCAAGUGUAGCAAUUUCGUUUAGUUUUGUUAUAAUCUGCAGUCUUUACUCCGACUCAGUCGUCUAACACCAGCCAGCCUUCUGGGCUUUAACAAACAAGUCUUCCUAGUCUAAGAACUAGAGCUGAAGGAUAUUCUCAAACUGACUUGAAAAUGACUUCACUGAAGUAUAAAACAUGUUAAACCUGUUGUGUUUUAUGUACAUUUGGUAAAGUAUGUUUAAAUGUUAUCAGAAUUUGUUGGAUUUGAAUUUACAAUUAUUUUAAAUUAAAUUCUUGUUGGUUUACUUUCUAAAGUAAUUUUAAGUAUAUUUUACUAUCCAGAUUCCUUUAAAUUUAUUAUUAAAACAAUACCUUGGUAUUUAGAUUUUUUGUCUUGUUUUAGCAGACCCUAGCUGUGAUAAAUAUCUGUAUUGGUAUUUUAGUUACAGUCACUAAAUGUUGUCACUGAAUAUUAUUAUCAUGAUGAAGAAUUCAAAAUGACAUGGUAUCCACCUGACUUGAAGUAAUAAGGAAAGUACAGGAGAUUGUUUACCUGCACUACCUCACAGACAGCUAGUUUAGAGGUGUUUUCUGUGUUUAUUACUUGUGGCAGAUUGUCAGUCAUGUGAUUGGACAGUUUUAGAUAUCAUAUAUGCCAGUCAGGAUUCUUGUUUCAGUUUAACUAAAGGGUUUUCAUCAUUGCAUCAAAAAGCAUUGACAACCUUUUAGCACUCAGAGCCAUUACUUUUUUUUUUAGCAUUCAUGCCACGGUUCUUGAACAUUACCUCUGUCAAACAACACAACUUAUAAUAUAAUAAAAUAAUAAAACAAUUUAUUGUUUAAACACUUUGUUAUUGAUAGUAAAUCCGGUUAAAUAGAUAAUUGUUUAGUUAAAGGGAGAAUUUAGGCAAUAAAAAGCAGCAAAGGAAGGCGUUCUUAAAUAUAUCUGGUAAUUGUUUGGACUUCACAGCCGAAUAUAUUAAAGAAAAUGCAUUUCAAAGAUACUGUUAUGCUAUAUAUAUAUUGUAUAAAAUGUCAACCAACCAAACUAAGUUUCCUCAUUCAGUACAGCAGAGAAGUCGCAGUCAAUAAAAUGUUAAAUUUUUUCGGGGCCAGGGUUUGCAGUUUGUGUUUCGUUCCUUUGCUAAACUAGCCAGACUAUACAGUAGCUACCAGAGAGUACACACAAACAGCAGCCACAAAAAAAAGAGAAUGCAUAGAAUAUUUUUAUCCUAUUUUUGUACUCAAGAAGCAAAAUGUAUUGUUCUCAUAGUACAAAUAACCAGCAUGUUACAUUACAGAGUAUAAAUAAAAAAAAAAACAUUCUUUCAACAUUGAACAUUUCUAGAGUUAUUUGUCUAAUUCAAGAGAUGUUAUCCGUAAUCUUUUUUAAAACAUUGUCAUUUAAAAUAAUAUGAGACAUUGGAAUGUUAAUGGAAACAUUUUACACGUUUUAUUUCUUUUUGUCAGGAAUGUUUUGCUCUUACAUAAACUGGAAUAUAUAUUUUACGUGGAUAUUAAAUGUUCUCAAACUGC
This is a messenger RNA of Dicentrarchus labrax (European seabass), 4296 nucleotides long. RefSeq names its product decapping mRNA 1B (gene dcp1b). Gene Ontology annotation, cellular component: P-body. Gene Ontology annotation, molecular function: mRNA binding; enzyme activator activity. Bases 246 to 2342 code for a protein of 698 amino acids. The transcript has 11 exons. The record is from RefSeq and is a predicted model, not a curated record. NCBI's taxonomy places the organism in Eukaryota, Metazoa, Chordata, Actinopteri, Moronidae. Gene Ontology annotation, biological process: deadenylation-independent decapping of nuclear-transcribed mRNA; positive regulation of catalytic activity; deadenylation-dependent decapping of nuclear-transcribed mRNA.